Molecule: messenger RNA, 492 nt
Organism: Linum tenue
Lineage: Eukaryota; Viridiplantae; Streptophyta; Magnoliopsida; Malpighiales; Linaceae
Source: the annotation of a GenBank genome assembly
AUGGAUAAAGGGAAGGAAACCAAGAGAGCCAUGAACGACGCCGCCGCCGCCGUCGACCACCAGGAACUGAAGUACCGCGGCGUCCGGCGGCGGCCGUGGGGGAAGUACGCGGCGGAGAUACGGGACCCGGCCAGGCAAGGCGCGAGGUUGUGGCUGGGGACGUACGACACGGCGGUGGAGGCCGCACGUGCGUACGACAGAGCCGCAUUUAACAUGAGGGGACACCUCGCCAUCCUUAACUUCCCCAACGAAUAUUACUGGCAGGUGAUGAGCCCCACGACUCCACGUCCUCCUUCCACGUGGGACAAAGCUGGCGGAGGAGGGAGCAGCAGCUCGUCGUCGUCCGCCGGGGCGACGAUGAGGGGCAACGGCGGCGGCGGAGGGAAAGAGAAGCAGCAGGUGUUUGAGUUCGAGUACUUGGAUGACAGCGUGCUGGAUGAGCUUCUGGAAAACUCGUCUGAAGAUGAGAAAAAACGACGAUAUCAAGGAUAA